AUCCCUUGCUUGAUUUUCAUGAUUUCCAAUUUGCUGUUUAAUUGAGGAUUUUUAAAUUUGUCCUUUUCUAGGAUUUUUAGUUGUAUCACCAAUUCGCUUAUGACCCGCUCUUUUUCUACUUUGCCUCAUAUAAGCAAUAAGAGAUGUGAAUUUUCCUCUAAGUACGGCUUUGGCUACAUGCUAAAAAAUUUGAUAUGUUGUCUCCUUAUAAUCAUUGUCUUUAAUGAAAUUAUUGAUUGUUUCUAUGAUUCAUUCUUUGACCAAUUUAUUCUUUAGGCAAAAAUUUGUUUAUAUCUAUCAUAUGCCAUACGCCAUAAAUUUAUUUAUUGGCAAAUAGAGAAGGUUUCCUAUUUUAGCUAUAAAUAUCACUUGUAUAAAUUGUUCAUUAGAAAACACCUUUUUCCUGGGUGCCAUCCAUUACUUGCAUUCCUUUUGCACUGUGAAUCUGUGAACAUUUGGAGUAUCACUGUCAUUGCUAACAGAAGGAAAUCUGGUUCAGCCUUAUGAAUCUGAUAUCUGGAAGAAUGAAUACUGGUGAAUUGAGCAACAGUUUGAAAAUGAAUGCUGUACUUCAGGGGCUGACUUUUUUUUGGCUGCCAAGUACCAACAAUUAAUAUGAUUGUUGUUCAGAGAAUAUUAGAUCCUCUAGUGUGAGGGCUUGCUGAACGCUUUUCAGGGCUGCUUAUUUACCUUUGGUGUCUACUUGUCACUCAGCUCUCAUCUGUGGUUCCAAGAAGUUGUAGCAUGUGGAGCAGCCUGUUAAAAAUGAACAGAUGGGUUAAGUUAGGUUGAUAUCUACUCCAGGCUUGUGAAGACCUCCUCCUGGAAUAGGUGGAUGAGAAAAUUUGCUUCAGUAGCCAUGAAUGUAGCUGAAGUAAGCACUGUGGAGUGCAUAGAGUUUGGUUGGACAUCUAAGACACUAAAGUCAUUUAGGUUCAGUGUCAAUCAUCUAGGUUCAGUGUCAGUCAUCCAGACUUUUGUCUUGCCAAAGGAUUUAGAUGAUUCUGCAAGAAAGAGUGAGGCUGACAAUUUUGUGCAACUCACUUAAAUCCAAUUCAUACACAAGUGAAGAUAUUACUCUUUGAUGUCACUGGUACUUUUCAAACAUAAGGAUCACCACCACCACUGCCAACUGAUUAAUCAACAUUUUUGACUGUUUCAUCCUUUUAAGUCUUCUUCAAUCCAGCUUUACUUGUUUUAAACUGCCCUUGCAGCGGGACUAGUAUUUUCUUGGUAGAUAUCCUAGAUCAUCAGUCUUAGAAGGAACCUCAAAGACCACCCACUUUAAUCCCUUCAUUUUGUAGGUGAGAAAAAUGAGGCCCGGAGAAGAUAUUCAGAUAGUUACCUUCCCAGCUGUGACUUCAUGGCUUCUGGCUCUAAAAUCAAGGCUAAAGAGACCCAAAUAAAAAAAGAAAAAGAAGAAGAAGAAAUAGUAGUGGAGGAAGAGAUUAUUAGCACUGGAAAACCUACAGAGGGAAAGGCUAAAAAGGGAUUUUCCUGGUUCCGCAAUAUCAAAGAACGCAAGCUGUGGAACUUCUUUCAUUUUAAAAAACAUGACAAACAAGUAAAGAAUGUGCACAAGUGGGAAGAAAUUGAUCAAGAGGUAUUGGAUGAUUACUGUCCUUAUUCUACUGAAGCCCCUAAAACAUUGCCAACACAGUGGACAAAUAUUGAAGUUGGUAAUUGGUUAUGGAGCAUUGGAAUGGAGGAGUAUGUUGUAAAAUUUUAUUGUAAAGGAAUAAAUGGUGAAAAACUCCUUAUACUGGACAAUCACUCACUAAAAGAAAUCGAAGUCAACAGGAAGAAAGACCGCCGGAAAAUACUUAAGGCUAUUAAGAAAAUUAGAGAUUUUUUGGAAAAAAAUCAUAUUUGGGUCUUACUAUAGAAAUUGUUGGAAAGAAGACACAGAACCUGAAAGAUAUGGCAAAAAUGGAAAAUGCAAUUACUUUUGUUAUAUUGACUUUUCAUCAUUUUACUUGUAUGUUACUUUUGUUAUAUGAACUUUUAAUCAUUUUAUUACUGUUAUUCUGUUAUAAUUAACUUUUAAUCAUUUUGUUACUGUUACUUUUGUUGUUAUUAACUUUUAAUCAUUUCACUUCAAUGUUACUUUUGUUAUAUGAACUUUUAAUCAUUUCACUUCUAUGUUACUCUUGUUAUAUGAACUUUUAAGGGAUUUUACAUCCAUGUUGACUUUUGUUAUAUGAACUUUUAAGGGAUUUUACUUACAUGUUACAUUUGUUCUAUGAACUUUUAAUCAUUUCACUUCUAUGUUACUUUUGUUAUAUGAACUUUUAAGGGAUUUUACUUCCAUAUUACUUUUGUUAUAUGAACUUUUAAUCAUUUUAUUACUGUUAUUCUGUUAUUAUUAACUUUUAAUCAUUUUAUUA
Messenger RNA from Monodelphis domestica (gray short-tailed opossum), 2387 nucleotides. NCBI's taxonomy places the organism in Eukaryota, Metazoa, Chordata, Mammalia, Didelphimorphia, Didelphidae. The record is from RefSeq and is a predicted model, not a curated record.